AUGGGCGAUAUCGAAGUAGGGAUACAUCCGAAGGCGCUGCACCCGGCUGGCUGCGCCAAGCAAAAUUUCCUGGUCCAGCCUGAAGUUAUCCACAAACAGCAUCCUUUCUGUUAUUCGCUCAAUCUUCGACUCGAUUCACUGAAUAAACCAAUAAUAAUACUACUGCUGCUGCACCGGUUCGACACGUCACUGUUCGCCUGGAACAUUGAAUUAGCUCCCCAGGUCGUAACAACACAUGCUUUUGUUCACUGUUGCAGCGCCAGACGAACGCCCGGCAAAAUGAAUCGUUACGUCACCGAAUGCAUAGCUACACGUCUGGAAGAAUGGCUUCACGAUACUACAUGGUUCGUUGCGGGACCAAAGUCGUCUGUAACAACUAUUACAGAGCAGUUUUCGAAUCAUUCUACAAAUGCACUUGCAUUUGUUCAUUGUCGUGAAUGGAACUCCUUUUUAAAGGUAUGA
Messenger RNA from Gongylonema pulchrum, 462 nucleotides. Lineage: Eukaryota; Metazoa; Nematoda; Chromadorea; Rhabditida; Gongylonematidae. The record is from the annotation of a GenBank genome assembly.